This is a messenger RNA of Lecanosticta acicola, 1140 nucleotides long. The record is from the annotation of a GenBank genome assembly. NCBI's taxonomy places the organism in Eukaryota, Fungi, Ascomycota, Dothideomycetes, Mycosphaerellales, Mycosphaerellaceae.
AUGCCGCGCGAGCCUCCGUCCGAUGACGACUCCAUCUCCAGCGAAGAGGUUCCCUCCUCCGACGAGGACUACAACCUCAUCUUCCUCCGUCGGACCAAGCCCGAAAUCUCCGACCGUAAGUCUCUUCCGCCUCAGCACGCCGGCAUCACUCACAUAACACACCCCAGGCAUGCGCUUCUGGUACGACGGCGUCUCCAAAGAAGACAUCAUCGUCCACGGCAUCACCCACGCCUACGCUGCCGACGCCCUUCCCAACCUGGCCACCUUCUUGGACCUCUUCAUCAACACCCUCACGGGCGCCGAGGCCAUCGCUGCCGGCCGUCGCAUCACCAAGCGCUGCUUGAAGUCGUUGUAUGGCGCUAUCACCCGCCUCCUCUCCGACAGUGGCACAAACGGCCUCAUCAAAUGCAGAGAGGAUGAAGAUGGAAACAACGCGGUGCUGGUCUCGGUCGCGCUGGUGGAGUGUGUCCGCAAUGGCGAGUUCAAGAUGAAGCUGCUGGACAAGGAACACCAUCUCCGCGCCGAGCAUCGCAAGCGUGGCCGCGUCUCCUUUGUCAUCGAGCCUGACGCUCAAGCUCUUCCGGUAAGCAUCUUCUCGGCCUUUUGAGAACCGGACAUCAUCUCAGAAACAAGAGCGAGUGCUAACGAGUUGGGGUCAGAACUCGGGCAAAGCCUUCGUGGACACCGUCAUGGACUUCCUCGUCCGCCGCGAAGCCUUCACCGGCCAGCGACCCACCCUCGAUGACCUUCUCAAGCCUUGCAGUGGCGGCGGGGGUGGCAGCCGAGCCCGCGUCAACGUCUCCAACGCCCGCUUCUCCAGCCAAAUUGUCCCCCUGACCGAAGCUGACGCCCUCGCGCUGGAGCAGCAGAAGAAAGCAUGGUCCGUCUUUGUCGAAUUCAUCAAGAAGGGUCUCGCGCAGUAUCGUGCCUCGAACCCCGACGACCUCUCCUGGCCGCCGGCUCUCCUGACGCAUUGGGAGUGGAAUCACGAGAGCUUUGCCUUUGACGAGAAGAAUGACUAUGCCGGAUGGUAUGUUGCCCUGGUCCUCGCUUGCUCUUGCCUCGUUGACUGCGUUCGAACUGAUGCCAACUUCGCACAGGGCUGUCGAUAGUCUCGCCGCCAUGCUCGAUUCUUGGUAA